Molecule: messenger RNA, 480 nt
Organism: Phytophthora nicotianae INRA-310
Lineage: Eukaryota; Oomycota; Peronosporomycetes; Peronosporales; Peronosporaceae
Exons: 1
Coding region: 79-264 (61 amino acids)
Source: RefSeq, a predicted model, not a curated record
UGUCGCAUUCAAAUUCACAACGUCAAGAAGAAGACGAAGAAACAAGAAGCUCCGAGCGCUUGUAUUCUCUCCAGCAGCAUGGACGCCAAGCCCGAGACCUCCGCUACGCAGCACCCCACAGUCAAGCCAGCCGUCAAGGUGACGCCCUUAUCCCCUUCCCACCACAAGGACGCGCCGCCCAAGUCGCCUACGCGCUCACCGAUCAAGAGCCCCAGCGCCUUCGAGCAGAAGCCUCUGCGUAUGCCCAAGCCAAUGUCUAUUUAAACCUUGGACGUCACUAAAACACACUAAAAAGAAAAGAAACUUUUUUGAGGCUGAAAACUAAAUUUGACGAAGCUUAGAAAAAGUUCUAUCGUUCUAUUAGAUCUUAUAAAUGUUGUAUCAGCGGUAGUGAGGACCUAAAGGCACCAUAAACGGCGUGGCUAAAGGAUUUAGUCCAUUCUGGUCCACGGGCAAUGCACAUUCGAGCAGUAGAGUACC